Molecule: messenger RNA, 2115 nt
Organism: Neltuma alba
Lineage: Eukaryota; Viridiplantae; Streptophyta; Magnoliopsida; Fabales; Fabaceae
Product: amino acid transporter AVT1A-like
Exons: 12
Coding region: 84-1670 (528 amino acids)
Biological process (GO): amino acid transmembrane transport
Cellular component (GO): vacuolar membrane
Molecular function (GO): L-amino acid transmembrane transporter activity
Source: RefSeq, a predicted model, not a curated record
GUCUCCCAGCUCUCAAACGCCAAUAGCCAGCUUUGCCUUCUCCGACGUUCUAGAAUUCUGUCUGCACCCACAUUUCAUCUGCGAUGGCUAGCGACGAGAAGCAGAAAGAUGCCGAGUUUUUCUUCGAUCAGAACGAAGAGGAUGCCAACGAUGACGAUGAAUCUACCAAGCUUGUCAUUGAGAGUAGUAGUGACAGCGGAAGCGACGACGACGGCAAUGGUGGGCCUGACACUUUCUCAUCGCAGCAAUGGCCCCAGAGUUACAAAGAGACUGUCGAUUCAUACACAAUUGCUGCAUCGCCGAAUAUUGGAGCAGCUGUUCUCCGAACACCGAGUUUGAUAUAUUCAAGUUUUGUCAAUCGUUCCAAGAGUAGUUUAAGCCUAGAUGGAAAGACUCCUUUAUUAUCUGAUCAUGAAGACUUGAUUCAAAAGAAAUCGUCAUGGUUGGAGGGAGUUUCAUUGCAAAAGCAACUUACUGGAGAAUUACCCAUUGGUCAAGGAUGUAGCCUCACUCAAACAGUUUUCAAUGGGGUUAACGUGAUGGCUGGAGUUGGCCUUCUGUCCACGUCCUAUACAGUGAAACAAGCUGGAUGGGCAAGUUUGCUGGUGCUGGUUCUUUUUGCAGUUGUAUGUUGUUACACAGCCACACUUAUGAGAUACUGCUUUGAAAGCAGAGAAGGCAUCCUAACAUAUCCAGAUAUUGGAGAAGCAGCCUUCGGAAGAGCAGGCCGUCUUGCCAUAUCUAUUAUUUUGUACACCGAGUUAUAUUCAUACUGUGUGGAGUUCAUCAUCUUGGAGGGAGAUAACCUAACUAGGCUGUUUCCUGGAACGUUCCUGGAUUGGGGUGGUUUCCAGCUGGAUUCCAUGCACUUGUUUGGAAUUUUGACCGCACUUAUUGUCCUCCCCACUGUUUGGUUAAGGGACCUUCGCGUAAUCUCGUAUCUUUCAGCUGGAGGGGUUGUUGCAACGAUUCUUAUUGUGAUUUGUGUGUUUCUUGUUGGGGUAACAACGGAUGUUGGGUUCCAUCACCCAGGUCAAGUUGUGAAUUGGAGUGGCAUUCCAUUUGCUAUUGGUAUCUAUGGGUUUUGCUACUCAGGACAUUCAGUUUUUCCAAACAUUUACCAGUCCAUGGCUGACAAAACCAAAUUCACCAGCGCCUUAAUUAUAUGCUUUGUUCUGUGUAUUUUAGUAUAUGGAGGUGUUGCAGUCAUGGGAUAUCUCAUGUUUGGUGAAGCCACCUUGUCUCAGAUAACACUGAACAUGCCGCCACAUUCCUUUGUCUCUAAAGUUGCAUUGUGGACCACAGUAAUUAACCCGUUCACAAAAUAUGCUUUGUUGAUGAACCCGCUGGCGAGAAGUAUAGAGGAGUUGCUACCUGCCAGAGUUGUGGAUAGCUAUUGGUGUUUCAUUACACUUAGAUCAGCGCUUGUUAUAUCUACAGUCUGUUGUGCCUUUCUGAUUCCUUUCUUCGGACUUGUGAUGGCUCUAAUCGGCUCUGUACUCAGUAUCCUUGUGGCUGUCAUAAUGCCAGCUCUAUGUUUUAUGAAAAUUAUGCGGGGAAAAGCGACAAAAACGCAGGUUGCUCUGAGCAUCACAAUCGCAGUGUUGGGAGUCGUAAGUGGAAUUCUGGGAACAUAUUCUUCGGUGAAAAGACUUGCGGAGAGCUACUAAGAGCAUACAGUUCAACCCCUUCAUAUCUAAACUAACUCGUGCUAGUGAGGUUUCAGUGUGUGACCCCGGAGGCCACUUGGAUUAUUGUGACCAUAUAUAGACCUUUGUAUCACUCUUGAACCUAGUUCAUAACCCUAAGCUUUGUAGAGGAUCGUAGCAAUGCAGCAAAACAAGUGGCAUGUUUCCAUUGGCCACCCCUUUCAAUUUAGUAAUUGUAGCUUAUAAGCCAGCUCUUUUCUCUCGAAAGCUACGUGGGCUUUUCUGAAAAGGAAUCAUCACUAUGAGCGAAAGGGUCCUCUUCUUCCUAUGAGGCUAUGACCCGUGAUGGAAUUGGAAAAAAACGUGAAAGUGAAGAACACUCUGCUGCCGGAAUAUGUUAAUCUGCCUAUCAAGCAGAUCAAUAUAGUCUUGAUGUUUGAUUUAUCAAUGACUCUUAUAUGAGGCG